This is a messenger RNA of Dreissena polymorpha, 3674 nucleotides long. Its product is annotated as mucolipin-3-like. NCBI's taxonomy places the organism in Eukaryota, Metazoa, Mollusca, Bivalvia, Myida, Dreissenidae. The transcript is spliced from 14 exons. Gene Ontology annotation, cellular component: plasma membrane; lysosomal membrane. The coding region runs from base 477 to 2345 and encodes 622 amino acids. The record is from RefSeq and is a predicted model, not a curated record. Gene Ontology annotation, molecular function: NAADP-sensitive calcium-release channel activity.
UCGGAAGUAAUCCACUUUAGACCCAGUCGAGAUUCAUCCAUGAGAAAGAACGAUGCACUCGAGGUUCUUUCGAGAUUUAAUCACUUUAAUACACGUAUUCUUUCAAGUCCGUAUGGAUUUCUCAAUAUCAGUGAAAGAGUAAUAUCUGAAAAUAUAUUAGUUCAAGUGUGUUUAUUUUUGUUUCAAGUUUGUCGCUCUCAUUCGAGGAAUGUUUUACUAUAUUUAUUUUAUAUUAAUGGAACUUAUUUGUUGCAAGGUUGUGUAACCCGUGAAUUAAUUAAGAUACAGCUGGCACGUUUAUGACAGUUACUAUUAUAAUUCUGGUAUUCUUUAUUCAAAACAAUGAGGAUUAAGGAGGUGAUGUGUGUACCAUACGUAUGCCUAGUUACACAGUUGGAAUAAGUUAAUUUCCCGCACAUGCAAUGGAGAAACGGAGUUAGGAUUAUAGUUAAAAUAAUUCGGAUAUUGAGAAAGCUAUGGAUCAACAACACCCCCUGACGAAUAUAACUCAAUUCGAUGACGCGACCGACGUACAGUACCGGAAGUCGGGGAGCUCCCUACAGCGUCUCCUACGCCUCAGCCUACAAAAGACGCUGAACGUUGGGUGCCACGGCUUCUCCUUCCACGUGCCCUUCCUGGUCCUCUUCGCCCUUCAAGUGAUCAAGGUGUCCCUCCUGACCACAGAGAUGAUACACUUUGGCAAGGACCGCGGAAAUUUUAAAGAGAUUAUCGGAAAGGGGGAACUGGCGCUAAAACACCUCCUGAUCAAGGGCUGGGAUGCAAGUUGGGAGACAUCGCCUUACCCCCCUGCUCACGGAGACUUUGCUGUUUAUACCGUGGAUGACCUCUUAGGCAGAGUCAGCCAUGCAGUCAAUAGGUAUUACAACGCUCACACGGAGGCGAUUGGAUACUUUAUUCGCCUGAGAAACGACCAAAUGAAGGUACAGCUCAAAUACUUCGACUUCCCAGGAUUCAACAAACGGUUUACUUCCGGUGUGCAUAUUAGAGAAACAUGUUUCGAAAUUGGGAAAGGCCUGAAUAAAACCAGUGAUAACAAAACUGGUGACGUCAUAUACGGCUUCGAUAUCAGCAAAGAGUUCGAUUACCUCAACAUUUCCAAACCAGUAAAAAGAUUGCUUUCUCUGACAUUAAAUUUUACGCUGCACUCCGUGCGCGUGCACGUGACUGACCAGAAGGCGAGGUGCCUCAAAAUAAGCGGAAAUAUCGUGUUCGAGGACUUGGACAACAAUGGUCAAGUAGGGAUCGAGUUCAAGACGCUUACUCUUAGGAUCAAGUGUUCGGAAAUGGGAAUUCAAAAUAUAGAUGACUGGGUACUAGUGAACGUCUCGGAAAAAAUCGGUGCGGCCUUAUUGGUAUUCACAUGUCUCUCUCUGUUACUCUCCGCCCUCAGUGUCAUCUUUGACGUCUACGUCUGCUGGAAAACGAAAGUGUUUAUGGGUAAGUACUACACACGGUUCUAUCAGCCUGUAUCCCCCGAGGAGACGGAUCUGCCUCCCUCUGAAUACUUGCACAUCAUCAAGCUUUGGGAUAUCUGGGCAAUACUCGGGGACAUCUUCAGCCUCUAUGGCACCGUCUGGAUAGUCUUCAAGAUAAUGGAGAGCGACUGGGUGAUAGGCAUGCUAGAUUUCUACACCAUGUGGCUGGGAUUGGGCUGUCUCGUCUCUUGGAUAUGUCUUCUUAGGUUCUUCAAAUUCCAAGAGAAGUUCUAUCUUUUGUUCAGCACCAUAUACCACUCGUUCGGUGAUCUUGUCGCAUUCCUGUUCUGCGUCUCGGUUCUCUUCAUGGGCUUCUGGAUCUGCGGUUACGUCGUUCUAGGACCUUACAACGUCAAGUUCCAGACACCGUCGGCUGCCAUGGAGACGCUGGCUGCCAUGGUAACUGGCGACGAGAUCUUCUUGACGCUAGUUAGUGUGGAGACACAGAGGGUCGGCAACAUUAUCAUCCUGUGGUUCUCCAGAGUUUACGUGCUUUUCUACGUUGUCAUGUUUACCGUCAUCAUCAUCAACUUAAUCGUGGCGAUCUUUAACAGCUCGUACGAAGCCAUAACGGAACUGUACAAGAAGACGCCAGAUGAACGCAAAAUUCGGCCGCUGGAGUCGGCUAUUCGUGGUCUUCUGAGGACAAACGACGUCAGGGAAAGCUUCCGGCAAUCAAUUCACGAGAUUCUUACCGCGAGCAACCGGCCACCAACUUCUUCCAUUGAAGACUCUCUCCGGAAGGAGCUGCAGAAGCAUCUCCGCAUUUCGAGUAAGACAGAGGGAGUCGAGUUGAUAAAGCCAAGAACAAUAGAGAGCUUUGUAAAUGACAGGAGCUUCUCAGAAUAGCAAAGCGGCACUUUGUUUCGAUGUGGUAAUUUGCGGAUAUGUUAUAACCGGAAGUGAUAAAGACAUAAAAAGAGUAUAGGUGGGCCAUUAAAAAGUCACGGCCGUGUUAAAUGCUGCAAUACCUUAAACAUAGACACUAUGACAUGGAAAAGGGCUAACGCAGGAUAAGACGUGAAAAAUAAAGAAGGGAAUAAUAAACCACCAUUUAUAUGUUCAGGAGCGAAAUUCGUGUUACAGUUAGGUAGUGUACUAAUAUACAAGGAAAUAAAUAUAUUACAAUAAUGAACAUAAACAAAAAUGAUGUAAGCUUGGUUUACUGUCACGCAACAGUCAAUGCAUGACAGUAAUUUGUGAUUUGUUGGUUGUUUGUGUAACAAAGGUAAGCACAUUGACAGGUUAUAUAAACAUCAAAUCAAUUAAAAAACGAUACCAUGUUGAAAUAAUGUCAUUCUAAACAUUUGUCUUGCUCCUGUGUGUGCACCAUCUCAUUCUCAAAAUCAGCGUCAUGACGUCUGUUCGUGCAUGCGUCUGUCCGUCAAACUUGAUCUAAAUUCUACGAUAACUCAAAACCUGGCGAAAUUCGGUUGAUGAAGUCGGUAUGUGAUUUGAUGCCCAUUCAGUGGACAUAUUUGUUCUGCGUGCUUUUUCUACAACAUGUGAAAACUUUACUCUCAAACCUGCCACAACUGAAUAAGUACAUUAUGCUAUGUUAAUGCAUCGCGGUAUCUUGAUAACAUGAAAUAUUUUAGGUUAUUUGAGGUUUUCUGUCAUGCAAUCAUCGUGAUUGCAAAGGAUACAGACAUGAACAGAAAUCUAAAAUAUGGAUUAUGCGUCACUUCAAAAACUACUAAAGCAAGGUUGAUGAAAACCGGUUUAAAUAUGAAAGGCACUAUUCAGAAUAAAUGUCGAAUCAGUUGUACUGUCACAUUACUAUUUUGGUUAACAUGUGUACAGAAAUAAUUGAACACUCAUAUAUGGAUCAUGCGAUAACUUAAACAGUAAAUUAAAGCAGGUGUGUGGAUAGAACGUAAUAUAUGGUGAAGAUUUUAUGUUACUUAGUUGGUCAGCCACAAACUGUAGUUUCUUUAUUUAUGGAAGAAUGUGAAAAAACGCACAUUUUAUCGUUUCGAAAUCAAUCCAUCCGCGGAGGUGAGGGGAUAAAAUAUCUCCGACAGCUUCCUUAUUCCGAUGAGAUAAUUGUUUUGUAUAUUGAUGUGCAGUGUGUAAAUGUCGUAUUUGCUUGGUUAUUUGCUUUCAUUGCUGAUAAGUUUAUAGUAUAUACAAAUAUUUGCGUUCAUGUUUCCAUGUUAAAAUAUUGAAUGUUGCGUU